Octopus bimaculoides (California two-spot octopus) is the source of this 1125-nucleotide messenger RNA. RefSeq lists its product as uncharacterized. NCBI's taxonomy places the organism in Eukaryota, Metazoa, Mollusca, Cephalopoda, Octopoda, Octopodidae. The record is from RefSeq and is a predicted model, not a curated record.
CAGGACGCUGUUGGCAACCCCACUCAAAGAAGAGCUCGUCGACGCUAUGUGCAGCUACAAGAACGCCUUCACAACUUGUGUGUUGCUCGACAGGGGGACCACAAGACUGUGACAGAAUUUCUUCGUGGCGUUGGCUGGAAUAUUUGUCUUAAUCAUCAUCAUUAAAAACGUUGAAUAUACAUGUAAUGCCACGAUAUUAUAUGUAUAAUACAUUUUCAAAAGUUUUGCUUUCACUCCUAGUCCUUCCCAUUGAUGUUGCGAUUCAAUAUCAACCUGCGGUAUGUAACGGAUGUUACUUAUACGGAAUGUGCAUUUGUAAUGAUAUGUUUGGCAUAUUUAGAACAUUGUAUGAAUGUAAGAAAUUAAUAUGCGUUAAAAACAAAAUAUCGAUUUUGGAAACGUUUUGUAAAGAUAAUAAAGGAAAUUGCUUGAAAGAUGGUGAUAAACUGCCUGGUAUUUUCAAGAAUCAUUGUGUAACAUUUACCUGCAGCAUUACGAAGAAGACUAUUGCGCGGAUUCGUGUAGACAAAAAUUUGGUUUGCACGAUGCAGCACAUUUACGCAACCUGGAAGGAACCGAUCUUGGAUGAAAUGGCUUCUAAAGAACUGAAAGGCUGUUAAUUGCAAAUUCUAUUUUCGAUGCUCUUUAAUCUCUCUGUUGUCAGUAAUGUAUAACAUGUUGUUUGAAAUUAGUGAUAUAACUAGACUGUUUGUAACAAAGAUAUUUUAAUGAAAAACUGCAAGCUAAAAGCAGAAACUGUAGUAUAACAGCAUUAUUUUUCACAUCGAGUAUAAAACUGUAUGUUUAUCACAAGAACGUAUACUUUACAUUUCAGCGCAUGCACUAUAAUGCAAAUUAGACGAGCUAGUUAAACUGUGUCCUAGUCUUUAAAUAGCUAAAAGGUACAAAUGUACUUUAUUGUUAUUUAUAAGGACAAAUGAGUAUAAUGUUUUAUGAACUUCUCAAAACACUACAAGGCAGACACAUCGACCCCAAUUUUUUUUUCUUUUUGUCCUCAGAGAAAUAAGAAAAAAAUUGAAAUGUAAUCACUUUGUUUACUUUUAAGAGAGGCUAAAGUUGAUAAAUUAUGUUUAUAGAAGCUUCAAUAAACCAUAUAUUCUACAA